UGCCAAAUCGUUCCCUCUUUUCUCUGGUCAGCGUCGGCAGUUGCAUCCCUCUCUCCCCAUUCUCACAUCUCGAGCCGGCGUUCCGUUCAUCCGUGGCUUGUGAGUGAAAUUACUAGGCCAGCGAGCAGCGAGAGAAAGAAUGGAGAUAGUUCGUCGUCCUCAACUGAAGUCUACUGCAAUCGAUCGCGGCGUUCCAACUCUUCCGCUCUACCGCUCGGCUCCAUCUCUCGAAGUCCGGCUCGAGGAUUUCGAGCUCUACGCCAUAGAUCGACUCCGAGUCCUCACGGGCAUUUCCGAUGGAUUGUCUCGCGGGAAGAGGCCCGAGGAAAUGGAGAAACUGGUCGCUGAACUGUGGAAAGCGAACAUGAGGCAUCCCCAAGCAUCGGAGGUCAUGAACAAGGAUAUCAUCUCUCAUUUCGUUCUCCGUCUUGUCUACUGUAGAACGGAAGACUUACGGAAGUGGUUUCUUUCCAUGGAGACGGCUCUUUUCCGCUAUAGGUUCCGCCUUCAGACGGCUGAAGCUCAGAGGGCUGUAUUGGCUGAGUUUCAACUUCCUUACAAGGCAGUCACUACGUCAGAGUUCGAGGUUAUAAAGGACAAACUGACUCUAGUUGCCCGUUCAAUCAACCAAACUUUACCUACAGCUGAUGCUAUAUUUUACAAGGUUCCAUUUCAAGAAGUUCCCGAACUUGUGGCUGGCCGUAGAGUUUUCCUAAGCGAUGGGUAUGCUUAUGUCGCCAUGAAUCAGGUCGUGUCUCUUGUGGCCACUCAGUUUCGAAGUCUUCUCUCCAAAGCGCUCACUCUAACUAACAGGAAAUGGAUGUCUACCAUUAGAGAACAGGAGAAGGAUAGGUUAACUCCUAUCGUGGAAGCCUUAUCAAUGAGCUACGUGGGUCCUGACUAUUCUGUGGGAAGGGAAUUUGGUGAGUUGUCGCUGAAAGACAUCGACAAUGUGGCCAAGAGCUCGUUUCCCUUGUGCAUGCGCCAUCUAUUUGACAAACUCAGAGAGGAUCAUCAUCUAAAGCACUGGGGGAGAAUGCAAUUGGGUCUCUUUCUCAAGGGAGUUGGGCUGAAGUUGGAUGAUGCGCUUGCUUUCUGGAAGGCAGAGUUCUCUCAAAAGGUUGGAGCAGAGAGAUUUGAUAAAGAAUAUGCAUACAGUAUUCGGCACAAUUAUGGCAAAGAAGGGAAGAGAGUGGACUAUACGCCUUACUCAUGUCAAAAGAUCAUCUCCUUAACUCCUAGUGUAGGAGAUCAUCACGGAUGUCCUUAUCGUCAUUUUAGCGAAGAGAACUUAAGAGCGGCACUGUGUAAGAUGGGAGUAAACAGUGGCGGGGUGGAGGAUGUGAUGGACAAAGUGCGACAUAAGCACUAUCAGUUAGCAUGCACGUUAACAUUCGAAGCCAUCCAUGGCUGUCCAAACGACGCUGGAAUUAACCAUCCCAAUCAGUACUUCAGCGACAGCCAGAAGAUACUAAAGUCCAAGGUAAAAUGCCUGAGAAUAUCUUUUCUUCUUACUAGCGUCAUUGAUUGGGAAUUCCCGCCCAUUUCAACGGUGCACAGUUUACACCCAUAGAUGGUGAUUUAACUUCCAUCUGAGUGCUUCAUAAUUACUUUGGUGGUACUUGGGUUUUGUCUGGAUAGUCGAAAAUUGAUAUCAGUUGGUUUUAUGCGGUUCACAUGCUCACAGCUCGCAUGAAAUUCUCCAGAGUAGAAUCUAGCUGGUUUCCCAUGAUUUAGGAAUAAGCUCAACAAUAAUGUGUUAUUCCAUCGACAUAAUCUCAUUAACCUACCUCUGCUCGUUGGUUCCACUUGGCCUUUAAUGGACACAUUAAAUAUGAAUACUGGUGGCUCUGGUCCAUGAACUUGCACGCUAAUUCUGCCUCUACUGUACUUUUCUGUUAAAACCUUGAUAUUGCGUCAAGCGAAAGGUCCAAGUGCUUUUUAAAAAAAAAAUAUAUUUACAUCAAGGACAUGGAUUUGUUAAUGCCGUGGUCAUUGAGAUUCGGCUAAUGACUCGCAGGUUCCUUCGACCGCUGAGUAGCUUUUGGGAAUUGUGAUUACGUUGUUUAGAUCAUCAGGUGUUUCCAGGUAUGUUCUAAUUUACUUGAAGCACCGAACAUAUCUGCUUCAUCCUUGUUAUUGGAACGUUGUUCCCUGCAAUUGUUGCAUGUGUAAUCAUUAGAAUCAACGUUAAGGGCCUAAAUAUGCAGGAAUUGAUCCGUGAUCUCACUUAUUAGAAGAGAUGUGGGGAGUAGAAGUGCAAGCAGGCCAUGUGUUGUACUUUUGCACCAGUGACUGUUGGGCGUAGCUUAAGAUUAGUUGGCUGUUGAUGGCUUGGGGUGGUUAAACUGAAGUUUGAUUACUCUACGCAAAAUAGAAUCUUCGUCUGAUUCCAACCAACCUUGGGACACCUGACAGGCAGACUUCAGCUUAACGUCCUCUAAAAAGGAAAGGCCUAACCAGUAACCACCGGAACCUUUGAGAUACGUAGCUUUUAACUGCCGACUGUUGGCAUUAGGCGUUCCUGUUGGGAUAGGUUCACACCCACUAUUUGCAUUCUAUUAGCUGAGAUGUAUGAAUCACACUCUGCAAAGAAACUGUGUUUAUUUAUUGUAUGUAUUUUAUAUCGCACCGCAUCAAGACCCAAACUAACCAGUGUAUAUGUUACAUUCCAAAUUUCGCUUUCAGGUCUGAUUUUCCAACUCAUGCAUACAUAUAUGUGUUCAAGGUUCAGUCUCUUCUAGAUUUAUUGAAGCCAUCGCACAGACCAGUUGCCAUCAUUUCCAGCAGAGUAGAACAAAGAUGCAGAGGUGAGUUGGUGAAGAAGGUUUUACUGAAGAUUGAAGAAACGCGUUCCGGGACUUGAAGACGAUUAGUUAUAUAGUGCGCGUUUCGAGCCUUCGUCCCAAAAUGCAGUGCUUUACUUAUUUUAUAGUCAAGAAGUAGUUUUAGUGCAGUUAGUUUAUUAUUUAUCUAUCGUUGUUUGCCAGUGGCAUUGUAAUAGCUAAGUAACCCUUAGCAAACAGUAAAUCCGGAACUAGUAU
Molecule: messenger RNA, 3044 nt
Organism: Linum trigynum
Lineage: Eukaryota; Viridiplantae; Streptophyta; Magnoliopsida; Malpighiales; Linaceae
Source: the annotation of a GenBank genome assembly